Carya illinoinensis is the source of this 712-nucleotide messenger RNA. Its product is annotated as gibberellin-regulated protein 9-like. The record is from RefSeq and is a predicted model, not a curated record. Lineage: Eukaryota; Viridiplantae; Streptophyta; Magnoliopsida; Fagales; Juglandaceae. The transcript has 4 exons. The coding region runs from base 127 to 471 and encodes 114 amino acids.
AAGAUGCCUAUAUGAUGGCAUACAUGCAGUAGUCUAGUACUACUCCUUCUGCCAUAUAUACCCCAUUUCAUUCACACAGACAGUCUCAUUACCAUCAACCUAGCUUAUCGUUUUCCCCCCAACAUCAUGAAGCUGAUCUUUUCAGUCUCUGUCAUUGCAGUCCUCCUCCUCCUACAGGCUUUUGCUGAGGCUUCAUCAACUAAUAGUGCCCCAAGCAGUACUCUUGCUAGUAUUGAUGCUGGCGAAGCGGCAUCUCUUCGUGCUAAACAUCGUCCUCUUGUUAAAAUAAAUUGCAGCUCAGCAUGUUCGAAGAGGUGCAAGAAGGCGUCGCGAAAAAGGAGGUGCACCCGGGCUUGCAAGACCUGCUGCAUGAGAUGCCACUGUGUACCACCAGGUACCUAUGGCAAUAGGAAUGCAUGCCCAUGUUAUGCACGCCUCAGGACCCAUGGAAACAAGCUCAAGUGCCCUUAGAGCAAUAUUAAGCAUUACAAUCUUCCCAUGGAAAUUGGCAUUCAAAAAUAUAUUUGAAUGUAGUAUUCUUAUUACUAUAGGAAUAAAUUAAAUUCAUGAUGAUGAAUAUCAGAGCUAUGCUUUGAGUAAUAAAUGUUGAGGCUGUUUUGGCGAUGGAUGCCAAUCACUUACUCAUAAUUAUGAGUACAUUCUGUAUUUUAUAAAUAAAAGUAUUUCCUUUUGUAUGUUCUUAAUUACCUAA